AGGAAAUUUGAAACCCAAGUCGGCUUAACUGACGCCGACUGAGCGCCAGAAUGUUUGCUAGCGCUGCCGACUUUCGCCACGGAAGAGACCGAAGCCAACCCAUAAACACAACAAGUGGAGCAGCGGAGAACUCGAGGAAGGCCUCCGUUGAAGUUGUCUUGUGUGACGCGCAGUCAUGGCUUCAAGUCUUCUCGCUGGAGUCAAACGGGACGAAAAGGGAAGAAACAUCCAAGUGGUCGUCAGAUGCAGACCUUUCAACACGGUGGAGCGCAAGUCCUCCUACAACGUCAUCGACUGCGAUCCAAGCAGGAGGGAAGUUCUAGUGAGGACGGGGGGCGUCGUCGACAAGUCGUCCAAGAAGACGUACACCUUCGAUAUGGUGUUCGGACCCGCCGCCAAGCAGAUUGACGUGUACCGAAGCGUGGUGUGUCCCAUCCUGGAUGAGGUCAUCAUGGGCUACAACUGCACCGUGUUUGCUUAUGGCCAGACGGGAACGGGGAAGACAUUCACCAUGGAGGGAGAAAGAAGUCCGGACGAACAGUUCACCUGGGAGGAGGACCCCCUUGCCGGCAUCAUACCGAGGACUCUCCACCAGAUCUUCGCGAAGCUGUCCGAGAACGGCACGGAGUUCUCCGUCAAAGUGUCGCUGCUGGAAAUCUACAACGAGGAGCUGUUCGACCUGCUCAGCCCCAGCGAGGACGUCAACGAGCGGCUGCAGCUCUUCGACGACCCACGGAACAAGCGUGGCGUUGUGGUCAAAGGUCUGGAGGAGGUGACCGUUCAUAACAAAGACGAGGUCUAUCACAUCCUGGAGAGAGGAUCCGCCAAGAGGAGGACCGCCUCCACACUCAUGAAUGCCUACUCCAGCCGCUCGCAUUCGGUCUUCUCGGUCACCAUUCACAUGAAGGAGUUGACACUUGACGGCGAGGAGCUGGUCAAGAUCGGCAAACUCAACCUGGUGGACCUGGCGGGUAGCGAGAACAUCGGCCGCUCUGGCGCGGUGGACAAACGGGCACGGGAGGCGGGAAACAUCAAUCAGUCUCUCUUGACACUGGGCCGCGUCAUCACGGCUCUGGUGGAGAAGAGACCUCACGUCCCGUACAGGGAGUCCAAGCUGACGCGCAUCCUGCAGGACUCGCUGGGGGGACGCACCAAGACCUCCAUCAUCGCCACCGUGUCACCAUCUUCCAGUAAUCUCGAGGAGACGCUGAGCACGUUGGAGUACGCCAGCAGGGCAAAAAAUAUCAUGAACAAGCCCGAGGUGAACCAGAAGCUCACCAAGAGGACGCUCAUCAAGGAAUACACGGAGGAGAUCGAGCGCCUCAAGCGAGACCUGGCCGCCACCAGGGACAAAAAUGGCGUCUACCUGUCAAUGGAAAACUACGUGAGCAUGAUGCAACAGAUCACCGCCAACAACGAACACGUCACGGAGUACACUGAACGCAUCGCCGCCAUGGAGGACGAGCUUAAGAAGGUGAGCGAGCUGUUUGCAGACGGUAAAAGUCAGCUGGAGCACUGCGCCGCCGAGCUGGACGACAAGCAGCAGCGACUGGAGGAGACCAGCAGAGACCUUGAGGCCACAAAAGAGAAGCUGGCCGAGGAGGAGUUCAUCGCCGGAGAGUUUCACUCGGCCCAGGAGGAUCUCUACAGCACCGCCGCGCAGCUGCUGAACACGGCGGAAGCCAGCACCAGCGACGUCUCAGGUCUGCACGCCAAGCUGGACAGGAAGAAGCUGGUGGAGCAGCACAACGAGACCGCGCAGCAGAGUUUCGCCGAGCGCAUGUCUGCAGCCUUCAGCGACGUGCAGCGCGGCGUCCAGCAACAAGGCGACAAACAUCGACGCGUCCUCUGCGACUACUCGCAGGCUAUCGGCGAUGUUCUGACGGGCAGCACGGCGGCGCUGACGAGCGCUGUGAGCGGCGUGGGAGGCCUGGCGGACGGCGUCGGGCGGCUGGUGGGCGAGGGCGUGGAGCGCUGGCAGGAGCGCGUGCGGCGGCACCAGGGGCUCAGCCAGCGGGCCAAAGAGGUCCUCAAGGAGUUUCUGGAGGAGCACCAGAGGGACAUGAAGGAAGUUCUUCAGGGUCAAACUCUGUUGGGUUUUUCAGUGCUCCAGGAGCUGACCGCCUCCCUGAGGAACACCACAGAGGCGCAGCAAGCCCUGGCUGACGAGGUUGAUGCCAUGAAGCAGACGGGCCAGUUCUUCAGCAGCCUGGUUGCCGACCUGGCGGCCCUGCGUGAGGCCACAGUCCAGAAUCUGAAUGCCCUACAGGACAAACACGACCAGCUGGAGGACCAGAUCCGAAAAACAAAGGAGAUGAACCAGAAGAGUCUCAAGCAGACCAUCCAGAUGCUGCAGGACCAGCUCAACCUUCUGGCCAGAGAGUCGAGUGAAGACUACGAGAACCUGAGCUUGUCCUGCAGAGCCCUGAAGACUCCCCUUCAGAACCUUCAGGAGAGCCUGAGCAGUGGCUGCGGCUCAGUGGAACAUCAGGCGUCCACGCGGGCCCGACUCCUGUGUUCCACCUCCUCGUCGCUGGCCUCCAUGCUGCGGGUCCACGUUGACGAGAGCCAGCGGGUCUUGGGGGAGGCCGGCGAUUGCUGUGAGCGGCUCCAGCGCGGCGUGUCGGGUGCGCUUCAACGAGACCAGGUUUGGAGCGCCGCGCUGGAGCGGCACGCCGACGAGCGAGCCCGGGAGCUCCUCUCCCUGGCGGCCGAGGGGUUUGCUGACGCCCAGACCCUCAGUCAGAGCGUGAAGACGUACGGCGCAGAGCGGCUCAGCGCGUUGGAGGCGGAGCUAAGGGCCCGCCAGGAGGAAGCGAAGCGGGCCUCGGAGAACCUGCGAAGCCGGACCUCCUCGGACGGCGCCGACCUCGACCGGCGGCAGGCCGACAUCCUGGAGCGGGUGGAUGCCAGUCAGCGGCUGGUCCGAAACUUCCUGCUGGAGGAGCUGCGCCACGACAUGCCCACCGGUCAGACGCCGCAGAGGCGCAACUUCGUGUACCCGCGGCAGAUGGCGAAGGCGGCGAGCCGCGCGGACAUCCUGGAGAGUCUGAGGUGGCAGCAGGACCAGCUGAAGGCGACCACUGAGGAGGAAGACGACCAUGACGACGACGAAGAGUCCAAGGAGGAGGACGACGACGACGACGACGACAAAUGCAGCCAGGGCUCCCUGGAGGACGAGCUGAGCGCGUGCAACGAGACCGUGGCCGCCGAGGAACCCUUCAUCGACGAGAACCUGGUCUUCAACGAAAGCAAGCGCGUUCCCUUCUUCAAGAAAAAGAAGGCCAACAGGAAAGGGAGGAAGAUCCCCGGCAGGCCCAAAGUGUCCGGCAGCCAGGCCACGCCCACCCCGCAGAAGUCCAAACUCCCGCUGCGCUGUCAGAACUGAAAAACCGUUUUAGCAGGUUUCCUUUUAGCUGCCUUUUUUUUUUUUUUGUGCUUGUUUUUCCAAUCUGUUUUACUGUGUAAAAGGAAAGCUUUUUACACGUUCUGUGCUUUUAGUUUUUGUUGUGAAAUAAACAAUUUCAACGCAAAGGAGUGCGCACAGCUGAAGAAACUGAGAGCCUCCAGGAGGAAACGUCCACGCUUUGUCAUGUCCCACCGGUGGCGGUGCUCGCGACCCCUCCAUGCCCCUUGGCUCCAUGGUUGGGGUGGGGGUGCUCCAUUUAGUAAAUAUCAGUCACAUAGUGACAAGUAUUGGAUCAUGUAAGCAUAGUUACAUCCAUUAUCAUUUUUUUUUUACAGGUACAUCAAAAAAAUAUAUGGGAAAAAGGCAUUUCAGAAUGAAAUUUCCAUGUGAUCAUUACACAUAGAUUGAAAGAU
Messenger RNA from Phyllopteryx taeniolatus (common seadragon), 3822 nucleotides. RefSeq names its product kinesin family member 11 (gene kif11). Gene Ontology annotation, biological process: mitotic spindle assembly; microtubule-based movement. Gene Ontology annotation, molecular function: plus-end-directed microtubule motor activity; ATP binding; microtubule binding. The transcript is spliced from 27 exons. The record is from RefSeq and is a predicted model, not a curated record. Gene Ontology annotation, cellular component: spindle microtubule; nucleus. The coding region runs from base 176 to 3388 and encodes 1070 amino acids. Lineage: Eukaryota; Metazoa; Chordata; Actinopteri; Syngnathiformes; Syngnathidae.